Molecule: messenger RNA, 1822 nt
Organism: Protomyces lactucae-debilis
Lineage: Eukaryota; Fungi; Ascomycota; Taphrinomycetes; Taphrinales; Protomycetaceae
Exons: 2
Coding region: 132-1463 (443 amino acids)
Cellular component (GO): membrane
Source: RefSeq, a predicted model, not a curated record
AUUUGUAAGAUCUCCCGCAGAUGCAUGUCGUCAUCUUUGAACAUUAUCUGCUCAGGCGCACCUGAAGAGUCUUGCUCGAGCAACACAUCCAUAUAAGCCGCCAAUCGCCACGCAAGUGUACCAAUUCUCAUAUGGAGACCUUGAGACGUAAUGAGCGACAUCUGCCUUCGUUCUGGAGUCCCAUACUCGCCGAGGAUCGGAAAAAAUGGUUCAAGAUGACUUCGCUCUUCAUGGUUCUGUUGACGGCCAUCAUCUUUGGAAUUCUGUCCAUAUACUGGGGAGCCGUUCACAGCCUGCAAUUCAAUUUGGAUGUCGCCACGGUGACGAUUAUUGAUCUUGAUGGUGGCGAGAUUGGUCAAGCUAUCCAAGCCUUCGGCCAAGCAAGCCGUAGCGCCACUCCAAAAGACACGCUCGGAUACGUGUCACCAGGCGUCAAUCAAUAUCCGACACAGGAAGCUGCUCUCAAAGCGCUGCAGAAUGAAGACUUCUGGGUUGGCAUUGUUGCUGUACCUGGAGCGACAGAUCGAAUGAACACUGCGCUGACCACUGGAAAUAACAGUUAUAAGCCUAAUGAAGCUCUCCAGGUCUUGUAUCAAGAAGGCCGCAACGCACUCAUCAUUUCAGAGCUCAUUCUGCCAAAGCUCACUACAUUCUUGAACGAGUUUGUCUCCAAUUUCACGACCAACAAGCAGUCGUCUUUACUACAGCAGAAUGAAGGAAAUGCUGCGGCCUUGGCGACUCAGCUAAGAACACCAAUACCAGUCGGCUUCACUCUUGUCAACAAGGCUCCAUACAUGCCCACCACCGCAGAAGCAUCGACUGAGAUUGGAUCAAUUUACAUUAUCAUUGCUUCCUUCAUCACUGUCAUUAUGUUCGAACAGCUCUUUCUGCAAUUGCUCGGCAAAGUGGGGACUAGGACAUUCUAUCUUCUGAGAAUGGCGGCCUUGCCCGUGAUCUUCCUGCUCCUUUCUGCGAUCUAUCUUCUCCUUUCAGUCGUUUGGCAAGUACCUUUCGACCGUCAUUACGGUACAGCAGGCUAUGUCAUCUACUGGCUGCUCAGUUGGUGUGGUAUGAUCAGUUUCGGUCUGACGAUUAGCAACGUGAACGAUUUGAUUGGCCAGCCAUUCACUGCAGUCUUCUUCGUCUUCUGGGUAGUCAGUAAUGUUACUGCAGGUUUCUAUCCGAUUGAGUUCCUCAGUAACUUUUACCGUUGGGGACUUGCUUGGCCUUUCAGGCAUUUGCUGACUGGCAGCAAAGCAGUCAUUUUCGGCACUAAGAACACCCUUGGCCUGAAUUUCGGUGUCAUCAUCGCCUGGAUUGCCGUUGGGUUGUUGGUUCAACCGCUUGCAAUCUUCCUCUGGAUGCGCAAGAACAAGGCUCGAGUCGAGCAGAAUCGCAAUGAUGUUUUGAAGAGGACCAAAGAUGUGCGACAAGACACUUCGAGCAUCAGUGAGAGCAUUUAGGUUUGCUGAUCUAAAUUUUUAGAAAGCGUUUGGGAUCCUGCUUUAGUAUUUACCGAGUGUCAGAAGAGCAUGUUGUACAGAACUGUAGCACCAAGUCAUUUGAGUUAGCCAUCUGAUCGCAUCAACUAAUCUUCAGCCAACCAGAGACCGCCUUCGGGCUAACCCGACUCUGGGCAACUGCUACAGCUCUGCGUCUUCCCUUCAAUCGUCUCUGGAAGACACUCUUGCUUCAUCCAUUCGCGAGGUUCUUUGUCCAUUUUGCAGAAUGUCUCUUAUAUUUAGAGGACGGAUCUGUCACUCCUUAGCUUCUGACCAGCUAGAGAUCAUUCCUGACGGUCUUCUUGGCGUCAAGAAUGGUA